Messenger RNA from Salvelinus fontinalis (brook trout), 1455 nucleotides. Its product is annotated as glucosamine-6-phosphate isomerase 1-like. Gene Ontology annotation, cellular component: cytoplasm. The transcript has 6 exons. The record is from RefSeq and is a predicted model, not a curated record. Bases 366 to 1184 code for a protein of 272 amino acids. Gene Ontology annotation, molecular function: glucosamine-6-phosphate deaminase activity; identical protein binding. Gene Ontology annotation, biological process: N-acetylneuraminate catabolic process; N-acetylglucosamine catabolic process; D-glucosamine catabolic process. Lineage: Eukaryota; Metazoa; Chordata; Actinopteri; Salmoniformes; Salmonidae.
UGAUCAAUGCGUUUGUUUUUCAUUUACUUAAUGCACAAAGUAAGACGCUAGUACAACCGUCAUCAGCGGCCGAUUUUGGAUAUGCAUGAUACCGUUUUCUAGUACAGUGGAUUCAACAUUUGCAGUUAAUUCAAAGAGCCGUCAAUGCAUUUUAUUAUAGUUUGAUUUGGUCUACUUCUCCCGUCAAUUCGGGUAGGGAUACUUUAGUACGUCUUCCGGCUGCAAGUCCUCAUUUUAUGGGUCUAAAGUCUGCUUGUUUUAGGUGGAGAACGAAUAUUGCUUCAAGAUCUGUUCCUUCUGAUACAAUAACAUCUGUAUUCACCAUCCGAGUUUGGCUGUGAUUUUAAAGCUUGUAAUUUAGGACCAUGAAGCUGAUCAUCCUGAAUGAUUAUGACCAAGUUGGUGAGUGGGCUGCCAAGUACAUCAGGAAUAAAAUCCUUCGCUUCAACCCUGGACCAGACAGAUUCUUCAUUCUAGGACUUCCCACAGGAGGUACCCCUCUGGGAUGCUAUAAGAAGCUGAUUGAGUUUUAUAAGAAAGGAGAGAUCUCUUUCAAGUAUGUCAAAACGUUCAACAUGGACGAGUAUGUGGGUAUUGCUCGGAAUCACCCAGAGAGCUACCAUUCCUUCAUGUGGAAUAAUCUCUUCAAGCACAUUGACAUCAAAUCAGAGAACACCCAUAUUCUGGACGGCAACGCUGCCAACCUUGUAGAGGAGUGUGAUUCCUUUGAGGAGAAGAUCAAAGCAGCUGGAGGAAUUGACCUCUUUGUUGGAGGUAUUGGACCGGAUGGCCACAUUGCCUUCAAUGAGCCAGGCUCCAGUUUAUUGUCCAGGACCAGAGUGAAGACCCUGGCUCAGGACACCAUCCUGGCCAACGCACGUUUCUUUGAGGGAGAUCUGUCUAAAGUACCCACCAUGGCUCUGACUGUGGGAGUGGCCACUGUCAUGGACGCCAGAGAGGUCAUGAUUCUAAUCACGGGAGCACACAAAGCGUUUGCCCUUUACAAGGCCAUAGAGGAAGGGGUGAACCACAUGUGGACGGUGUCGGCCUUUCAGCAGCACCCUCAGACUGUGUUUGUGUGUGACGAGGAUGCUACCCUGGAACUGAGGGUUAAAACUGUCAAGUACUUCCAAGGGAUGAUGCAUGUGCACAACAAGUUGGUGGAUCCACUGCCUCCCAAGUAAGACGAGGGCGUUACAAAUACAUCAGGAAACCCUCCGGGAUAUGACAGUGACCAAGGGUGGAGGAUCAAUUGUGUGUGUUGUACUGUGUUUUACUUAAAGUUACAUUUUAUGUAAAAUAAUAGUAUGCCUACUUGUAGUAGGUUACAUUGAUUAUGUAAUACAUGUAUCUUCGAUAAAAACAGGUUUCUUAGCUACAUUGUUAAAUUUGAUACAAACUUGACUUUGAAUGUAUUUCAAUGUGUUAUUCUAAUAAAAUAACUUUGAGAAUGAA